AUGGUAAAGGGUUUGGCCCAUGAGUUGAGGCAAGCAAGGCAACAGAACACCGGUACUACAUCUACUCAAGCUGAGCAGACAGAUGGCCGACGUGAAGUUCCAUCUCCACCUCCUCCAGUACCACAAGUGCCUUCGCAGCCAGCUUUGUAUGGGGAUGGCACAUUGACCUUGAUCAAAGAAUUCAAGAAGAUGAACCCGUCAAAAUUCCAAGGAGCAUUCACAUUGGACGACGACACCCGUAGAUGGUGGAUGAUGAUCCGAGAAGGCAACCCAAGUUUGACUUGGGCCAGAUUUUUGGAGUUGUUCUACGACAAGCACUUUCCCCUUAGUGUCCAAGAUCGCAAGACCAUGAAAUUCCAGAUGUUGACGCAGGGUAACAAAACAGUAGCUGAAUAUGAUCGCGCUUUCACUGAGUUGGCAAGGUAUGCACCCCACAUGGCCAACAACGAAUACAUGAAAGCUAGAAAGUUUGAGAGUGGAAUUUGGGGCCCAAUACAAGAUCGAGUUAAUAUGCUCAACAUGUCGACGUAUGCCGGAGUGUUAGAUAAAGCCAUCCUAGCCGAAGCUAACUUGAGCAGAAGCCAGAGUUCAGGAGAGAAUCAGAGAAAGAGGCAAGAUUACGACAAUCGCUAA
Molecule: messenger RNA, 633 nt
Organism: Camellia sinensis
Lineage: Eukaryota; Viridiplantae; Streptophyta; Magnoliopsida; Ericales; Theaceae
Source: RefSeq, a predicted model, not a curated record